AAAAUUAUAGUAAUAUAUAGAUUUUGAUUUCUACAUGUUUUAGAUUUACAGUAAAUAUGUAGAAGUCAGUUUCUACGUGUUUUAGAUUUAUACAAAUAUGUAGAUUUUGAUUUCUAAAGAUUUUAGAUCGGUAGAUUAAGCGCAGAAUGUAUAUUCUAAAUAUUUUUAGAAUACUCUUAUUUACGUAGAUCACAUAUUCUAAACAUUGUAGAUUCAAUGAAAAAAGUGGAUAUCGUUUUCUACUUCGUAGAAUGUCAUUUCUACUUUAUUUAGAACAUAAUCUGAAAUUUAUGAUUUAAACAUUUUUAGAACUGAAAAAAAUACCACUAAGUUCAUAUAGGUAUUUUAUCAAUAGUUACCAUUUUCCAAAAAAAAAUUGUUUGUAAAACUAUUUAUUAAAUUUAUUUUCUAAAAUAUUAAAGGGUAUUAUAGACAAAACUGACACAAAAUAGAUAUUAGUCUAAAAUGACAUAGUUAUCAUUUUUUUUGCUCUAGAAAAAGAAUUUUCCCAUGAAAAAUAUUAACUAAAAAUUAAGAUUAUUCCAAAAUCAAAUAUUUAGAAAUAGUGAAAAUUCUGGCAUUUGUUUUUACUUUUUUACCAGGAAGGCGUCUUGGCAUCUACAAAAAAAAAGAAUCAUUGAGUGGAUCAUCGAUAUCCCACAUAGAAGGGACUCAUCAAUAUCCGAACACAUUGAGACGGAUCGAUCGAAUCCAGUUUCUGGAUCUUAACAAAACCUUAAUUAUUUAUUUUUAAAAAUUUAUUUUAAUUCUGGAUUUUGUAAAGUGAAGAUACUAACGAUCAGUUGGUAACUAACAAAUGUCACGAAACUGAUAAUGAUUAAGGAUCGUUGAUUGUGCGAAUUAGUAAUGAGCCAAUGAUACUUGACAUUUUUAAAAAAGCUCCAUAAAUAUUGGGCCCACUCACCGAUCAGGCGUUUGGUUAUUUAUCGUGAGUGGGCUUUUGCUUUGCUUCAUCGUUUUCCAAAACUUUAACUCACAACAACAAAAGAAAGAAAAGCAAAACUCGUAACUUCUCCUCUGUUAAAACCUAAAACUUUUAUCUUUGGCCAGAGCAAAAAAAAAGAAAGAAGAAGCUUCAGCACAUCAUGGAUUCUCAGGACCACAUCAACACACCACACUCUCCAGGAGGUAAGAGCCAUGUCUGCACUAAAUGUGGUUGGAGUUAUCCAAAUCCACACCCUAGUGCUAAAAACCGGCGUUCACACAAGAAAAUUUGUGGAACCGUCAAGGGAUUUGAGAUCCUUGAUUCCGAAAUGCCCAACCAGAAUCUUGAUUUGCAGGAAGAUCCUAGCUUGGAUGAUGAGCAAAAACUCCCAAGUCCAAGGGUUGCGGAGAAAGCUGAUGAGAAGAUUGGGGAAGAGGAUGUUUUUGCAGAUGCUGUUUCUGAAUUUUCAAGAUCUGACUCUUUCAAGGAAAAGGAAGAGACAGCAACAAAUUGUAUCGCUAAGAAUCCUGGUGAAACUCAGCCGGGCAACAAAAGCCCUGAAGUGGUUCAAGAGAGCUGUGAAGUUCCACCUGUGGAGAUCCCUGACAACUUCCCAAAAUCUGUUGAAGCAGCUUCAGGGAAUCAACGAGGUGGAGAACCUUCUAUUGAAGGACACUCCCUGGCAUUUGUAACUCUGAAUGAUUCAUCACAGGUCGUUGAAGGUGGUGGUGAUACCAUAUCAGAUGUUGGGUUAGAGACAGAUUGCAAAGAAGAUUUACCUGAUGAAUCUGAAUCUAAGUUGGCAUCUGCAUUAGGAAAGAGAAAGGAUACUUUUGAUUCAUCAUGGAACGAUGAAGUGAUUUACUCGGACGUGGAGGGUCCGCAUGGAUUUGCUUUUGAAGAAAUUAGUAUGAUGCAUCCUGGUGAAGCUGAGUAUACAGUUAGUGAUGAUAAUGUUCCGGUUAAUACAGACCAAGUUAUCAGCACCAAACAAUCUGCUUGUGGUGAUAUAACUUUUACAGAAAAUGCUGCCGUCUCUCUGGAUGGAACCAAACAUGAAGAUGUUGAAUCGAAUCUUCCUGAGACACCUAAGGGAGAAGAAUGUGAAACCGGUACUCGUAGUAAGGCAGAGAACUUAAGCAUUCAAACUGAAGGCAUAAGUAUUGGCACUGAAGUUUCUUCAUCAGACAAGCUUCUAUUGGAACACAAAGCUGAACCUCAAGGCCAAACAGCUGUGGAAAUAUCUAAGGUUAGCCCUGAAGAUAUCAAAAUGAAAGCCGAAGAGGGUGAAUCAUCUUUUGGUGUUUCCCAAGACACUGUUGAAUCAGAAAUAUUGGAAGCCUCUCUACCUGAAGUAGUUCCUAUAGUUGCUGACUCGAAUGCUGAUCUGAUUCGUUCAUAUCUCACUGAACAUGAGAAUGAACUUAUUCAAGCAAAUGUUGUAGCUGAGGAGAACAGCCCAAACAGCAAUCUGAUCUCUGUAUCCGCUUGUGCUGUUCAACAUUAUGUUUCUGAUGCAAACGAUCAGAAGAACAGCUCACCAGGAACAUGUAUAGACUCCAUUCCCGAAAUUGGUGCUGAAACCUGUGAAAGUAAUGAUGAAGCUCGCAGAGAAGAGUUAGUGGAGGAAAGCAGUUUCAUAAAAGUAGCAGAUCCAAUAAGCAAUUUUGCAACUGAUGAAUCUGCUCAAACAGCUAAUAAUCAGAAGUUAGUGGAAAGCGGAAGGACAGAGUUCAAUAGAGUAGUUGGUGGGUUGGGGGUUAUUCAAGCAAAUGAGAUUGACAGUGAUGUACUUAAAGCGCACAACUUGUAUGCUGAGGUCCCUGUGACUAUUGAGUCAAAUGACCUUCGAGAUUUUGGGAGACUGCAGAAUCUUUCAGAAGCACACGUUAGAUCUCUGGUUUCAAGUCCGCUUGUCACUAGAAACAAUAACACUUCCAAUGCGUUUGCGUCUACUUCAGGACUUAGUGAAAACGGAUCACAGUCAUCAUCACUUGCUGUUGCUCUGUCGGAAAACCAAGAGAUCACUAUGGAGAAGAGAGCAAAGGAGCAGCACGUCCCUCUGAAGAACCUUCUGAGUGAAGCAAGGUCACCAAGGCUAGCAGCAGCGGAGGCAAAAAAGGAUAACAUACCGAGAGUGAGUUCGAUAUUAUUGGACCAAGAGACAUCCCCUGAAGAGGGAGGCCGCUGGCCAGAGAGAAGAGAAGUGAGGGAGGAGUGGAAGUCGCCAGCAAAGUAUCCAGUGGAGUUGAAGAGAGAGGAGAGGAAAGUGAAAGGAAGACCCUUUUGGGUCCCAUUUGUUUGCUGUUCCUCUGUUAAGUAGUAGAAAGCUCUAUAUGUUGUGUUACUCUUUAAGUAGAAGACUUUGACUUUUAUAAAGAAGGCUACAAGUUUGGUUACUGUAGGAGCUUUUAUUACUCAUGAGUUGUAUGACUGGUUUUUAUUUCUUUUGGUUGCGCAUAGAUUUACAAUGUGUGUUUGAUUA
Messenger RNA from Brassica rapa (field mustard), 3431 nucleotides. RefSeq lists its product as uncharacterized. The record is from RefSeq and is a predicted model, not a curated record. Lineage: Eukaryota; Viridiplantae; Streptophyta; Magnoliopsida; Brassicales; Brassicaceae.